This is a messenger RNA of Aspergillus tubingensis, 3468 nucleotides long. Its product is annotated as putative DUF814 domain protein. Gene Ontology annotation, biological process: ribosome-associated ubiquitin-dependent protein catabolic process; rescue of stalled cytosolic ribosome. The transcript has 4 exons. The record is from RefSeq and is a predicted model, not a curated record. Gene Ontology annotation, molecular function: ribosomal large subunit binding; tRNA binding. The coding region runs from base 1 to 3468 and encodes 1155 amino acids. Gene Ontology annotation, cellular component: RQC complex. Lineage: Eukaryota; Fungi; Ascomycota; Eurotiomycetes; Eurotiales; Aspergillaceae.
AUGGAAAGCAAUGCCAUCCAUAGGCGAAAAAGCGCCCCGCAUACGUCACGCCCGCAAGUUCGGAGUCACUCUGCAAAACUCUUGAACCACCGCAUCAACCCAGCGCAACAGCCUCGCUCCUCGGGGAAACAGGAAAAAGGCCACCAGAAGAUGAAGCAGAGAUUCUCGUCCUUGGAUGUCAAGGUCAUCUCCCAGGAACUUGCAUCGGAGAUAGUCAAUCUGCGAGUUUCGAACAUCUACGAUCUCUCCUCGCGCAUCUUCCUCUUCAAAGUCGCCAAACCCGACCACCGCAAACAACUCGUCGUCGACUCCGGUUUCCGCUGCCAUGUCACCCAAUACUCCCGAGCGACUGCUUCAGCGCCCACGCCCUUCGUGACGCGCAUGCGCAAGUUCCUCAAAUCUCGCCGGAUCACCUCCAUUGAACAGAUCGGCACGGAUCGAAUCAUCGACUUCUCCUUCAGCGAUGGCAUGUACCACAUGUUCCUGGAGUUCUUUGCCGGCGGAAACAUCAUCAUCACCGAUCGCGAAUACAAUAUCCUUGCGCUGUUCCGGCAGGUACCUGCUGGCGAGGGACAGGAUGAGACUCGCGUCGGAGUCAAGUAUACAGUGACCAAUAAGCAGAACUAUCACGGUAUUCCGGACAUUACAAGGGAGAGAGUCAAGGAGACGGUUGAGAAGGCCAAGGCCCUCUUUUCACAGGAGGGCAGUGCGCCGAAGAAGUCCAAGAAGAAGAAUGCGGAUGUGCUUCGCAAGGCUUUGUCGCAGGGUUUCCCGGAGUAUCCGCCUCUGUUGUUGGAUCAUGCGUUUGCCGUGAAGGAGCUGGACCCCGCUACCCCGCUCGAUGAGGUUCUGCAGGAUGAGGCGCUUCUGACGAAGGUUGUGGAUGUGUUGGAGGCGGCGAAGGUUGAGACGGAUAAGCUGGCGAAGAGUCAUCCGGGUUAUAUCGUUGCGAAGGAGGAUACUCGUCCGUCCGCAGACUCGCCAGCUCAGGGUGAGGAGGACGCUGCGCGGAAACCGGGGUAUCUGUAUGAAGAUUUCCACCCGUUCAAGCCUAAGCAGUUUGAGGGCAAGCCGGGUGUUACUAUCCUGGAGUACCCGUCUUUCAAUGCGACGGUUGACGAGUACUUCUCGUCGAUUGAAACGCAAAAGUUGGAGUCGCGGCUUACGGAGCGGGAAGAGACUGCAAAGAGGAAGCUUGAGGCUGUCCGACAGGAACAUGCUAAGCGCAUUGGCGCUCUCAAGGAGGUUCAGGAACUGCAUAUUCGCAAGGCGGGAGCAAUUGAAGAUAAUGUUUACCGGGUUCAAGAAGCGAUGGACGCAGUCAAUGGCCUGAUUGCUCAAGGAAUGGACUGGGUCGAAAUUGCCCGUCUCAUUGAGAUGGAGCAAGGAAGAGGAAACCCAGUGGCCAAUAUCAUCAAGCUGCCAUUGAAGCUCUACGAGAACACGAUUACCUUAAUGCUUGGAGAGUCGGGCGAAGAGCAGGAUGAAGGCGAGGACCUGUUCUCGGACGAUGAGUCUGAGUCGGAGGAUGAGCAGGAAGAGGCUGCCAAGGCCCAAAAACAGUCAAACAACAUGCUGACAAUUGACAUUGAUCUCGGCCUGUCUCCUUGGGCGAAUGCAACGCAGUAUUAUGAACAGAAGAAGAUGGCUGCUGUCAAGGAGCAGAAGACGACGCAGUCCUCGACCAAGGCGCUCAAAAGCCACGAGAAGAAGGUGACGCAGGACUUGAAGAAGGGUCUGAAGCAGGAGAAGCAGGUUCUUCGGCCUGCCAGAAAGCCUUUCUGGUUUGAGAAGUUCCUCUUCUUCAUCUCGUCGGAAGGAUACUUGGUCUUGGGUGGCCGCGAUGCGAUGCAAAGCGAGAUUCUCUACCGCCGAUACCUUAAGAAGGGCGAUGUAUUUGUGCACGCCGAUCUACAAGGUGCCACGCCGAUGAUCGUCAAGAACCGAUCCAAUUCGCCCAACGCACCCAUUCCCCCCAGCACCCUUUCGCAAGCCGGUAAUCUUUGCGUGGCUACGUCCAGCGCCUGGGAUUCCAAGGCAAUCAUGUCAGCAUACUGGGUUACCGCGAGUCAAGUUAGCAAGACUGCUGACGCGGGAGGCCUCCUUCCCACCGGCGAGUUCCUCAUCAAGGGCGAGAAGAACUUUUUGGCCCCCUCACAGCUCGUCCUAGGAUUUGGAGUCAUGUUUCAAGUGAGCAAGGAAAGUCUCCGGAACCAUAAGCUGCACCGUUUCGACGAAGCCGUGGCUACGGAAACGCCUGUGGAAGCCCAGGAAGCUGACAAGGAAGCUAAGGGCAAGCCCGUCGAGCAAGAGGCGCAGGUUACUAAGCCUGAUGAAGCUACUGAAGCGGAGAAGGAGCAGGAGCAGAGCAGCGAGUCCGAAGGGGAACAAGAGGACGAUGCUGCGGUCCCAGCUAGAAACCCGUUGCAACGCGGGUCGUCAGAGCCUACCCAGACAGAAUCAAUUGCGGCGAACGAAUCCCAGAACGCCCAGGCUGAUGAGGCAGCUGACGAGGAAAACAAAGACGAAGCCGAAGAAUCGAACGGCAACAAUGAAGACAAGCAAAGCGCUCAAGAAGAGCCAGCUGAAGGUGAGGACGAGGACGAGAGUGCGACAUCGCCACAGACUCAAGAUGAUAGACAGCUCUCAGCUAGAGAAAGACGAAUGGCUAGAAAAGGAAGAGCGUCAGAACUGGAUGGACCUGCAGCGGACGGGGCAUCUGUCAAAUCUGCUAACAGCAAGCAAGCUCCAACUCGGGGUAAGAGGGGCAAAGCAAAGAAGGCCGCAGCCAAGUACGCUGAUCAGGACGAGGAGGAUCGGGAACUGGCUCUACGCUUGCUAGGUGCCAAGAGUGCCAAAGCUGAAAAGGCAGCUGCAGAAGCCGAAGCAAAGGCUAAGCGUCAGAAAGAAGCAGAGGAAGCGAAGAAACGACGCAGAGCACAGCAUGAACGCGCCGCGGAAGCGGAGCGGAAACGACAGGCUCUCUUUGAGGGUGGUGCCGAUGACUACGACGAAGAAACUGCCGCAGCCGAAGCAGCAGACAUGGAGUGGAUUCCUGCAUUGGUUGGAACUGCCCAUCCAGAAGAUGAUAUCCUGGCUGCUAUUCCUGUCUGCGCUCCUUGGGCUGCCCUGGGUCGGUAUAAGUAUCGCAUCAAGUUGCAGCCGGGUACCGUGAAGAAGGGCAAGGCUGUCAAGGAGAUCAUCGGACGCUGGGUUGCCGAAACUACAACAGGCAAGGUCAAGAAGGAACACGCUGAAGAUGCUGGAAUCGAUCGUGCUACCGCUGAGAAACUCCGCGCGAAGGAAGGAGAUCUGAUCAAGAUGUGGAAGGACACGGAGGUCAUCAAUAGUGUUCCAGUCGGCAAGGUGCGCAUUAUGGCUGGGCCAGCACCUAGCGGAGGUGACAAGGGCAAAGGCAAAGGUGGCGGGGGUGGAAACAAGGGAGGAAAGGGAGGGAAGAAGAAAUAG